GGCCAAAAGCAACGAUCAUUGUGAAGAUAUAAGACUGUUACUUUAGUAUUUACUCGGUUGACUGGACAUGGCAGGGAAGGAAGAGUGGCAGAGAUUAGCUGACAUCAUCCAACAUUGGAACAACACCCGACUGGAUCUGUUUGAGAUCAGUCUGCCAUGCAAGAACUUAGAGUUCCAUGGAGUAAUGCGGUUCUACUUUGAGGACCAUGUUGCAGGGAACGUUGCCACCAAGUGCCUGCGUAUCAGCAGCACCACCACCACUGGAGAGGUUAUUGAAACACUGUCAGAGAAGUUCAGACCGGACAUGAAGAUGUUGAAUACUCCCUAUUUCCUGUUUGAGGUCCAUGCUAACAAGGAAGAACGGCAGCUGGACCUGAGUGAAAAACCUCUGGUUGUGCAGCUGAACUGGAAUACACACAACAGGGAGGGCCGCUUCGUACUCAAGAAGGAUAAGGACAUUUGGCCUUUAUCCAUACAGGACAACAGCCCAGAGAAAAAGAAGGGAGGCAUGAUCCAGAACUUCAAGAGGACACUGUCGAGGAAAGAGAAGAAGAAGGAGAAGAAGAAGACGGGAGAUGAUGCUGUUAACCACUCGGCAAAGCCUAAUGGGUCCACUAUGAGGAAAGAGAAUGGGCAGAUAUCAGCUUCUGUACCUGUGGAGAAGUCCUGGACCAACAAGGAUAUUGUUUCUAACCCUGACACAACAGAAUGCAAGAAAAGUUCCACGUGGCGAGGCAUGGUCCGUAAGCAUAACCAGCAACAAGACUAUGGAACGAGGAAUGAAAGAGAUCAGGACAACAUGGACCAACUUGCACUUCCAGUUGGUAUUAAAUUCAGGGAAAAUUCUGAGGACCCCUUCCUCUCUGCAGUCAUCAACUACACCAACAGUUCCACUGUCCACUUCAAGCUCUCCCCUGCCUACGUCCUGUACAUGGCCGGACGCUUCGUCCUCCACCGCCAUUAUAGUCACAGUCAGGAGACAUCACAGAGUCAUCGCCCCUCAGAGCACACACACAGAGUCACCGCUACUGUCAACAAGAUGGUAGCCAUGACUGAGGUGGUCAUCCAGAAGCAGAAGUCCAUAGCUGGUGCUGUAGCCUUCUGGAUGGCCAAUGCCUCAGAGCUCCUGAACUUCCUAAAGCAGGACAGAGAUCUAAGCCCCAUCACACUGCAGGCUCAGGAGAACCUGGCACACCUGGUGUACAAAGCUUUCAAGUGUUUGACUCAGUGUCUGCUGGCUGAUCUGAGCAGACACUUGCCAGAAUUCCUUAUUUAUCCCGAGGGGAGUCAAUCACCUGCAGGAAUAGAGGGCGUACUGCAAACCUUGAUGGGUGCCAUGUCUCUGCUGCGUCGCUGUCGAGUCAACGCUGCCCUCACCAUCCAGCUGUUCUCCCAACUCUUCCACUCCAUCAGUGCCUGGCUCUUCAACAGGCUGCUGAGCCCCAGCCCCCAGGGAGAGGCCUGCUCCCUGGGCCUUAGGUCCCACUACUGGGGGGCCACCCUCCGCCAGAGGCUUAGCCUGGUGGAGGACUGGGCAGAGAGGCAAGGUCUGGAGCUGGCCGCAGACUGCCACCUCAGCCGCAUCAUACAGGUAACAAUGCUGUUGACCAUGAACAAGUAUUCCAUGCAAGAUUCUGAGAACAUCCAGAAUACCUGCUUCAAGUUAAACUCCUUGCAGCUUCGAACACUGAUGACAAGCUACCUCUACGAUACCAACGAGCCCCGCAUUGCCCCUGGUGUGAUUGACAGGGUGGUGGCGGCUGCAGAAGCCAGUGCUGAUGAAAUGUUGCGUAAUGAAGGGCAUGACCUCCAGCUGGAGGAGGGGCCAGACCUCCACCUGCCCUUCCUGCUCCCUGAGGAAGGCUACUCCUGUGACACGGUCAAUGGCAUCCCGCAGGGCUUCAGAGAGUUCCUGGAACCUAUCUGCCGCAAAGGCCUCUGCACUCUGAUGUCUCACCCCCAGUCUGGUGGCACCUGGACCAUCUUCUUCAGCCGAGCAAACAGUUUCUUUGCACAGGAUGCAAACCCGCCACUGCAUAGAGAACUUGAGGUUGUGACUAUUACACUGACAAAACCCUUGAACAGUGGAAUGGGGGUCAGCAUCGUGGCGGCCAAGGGAGCAGGACAAGACAACCUUGGGAUUUAUGUCAAGUCUAUCGUCAAAGGAGGACCAGCAGAAAUGGAUUGCAGGUUAACUGCUGGGGAUCAGUUGCUGUGUGUGGAUGGACACAGUCUCGUGGGCCUCUCACAGGAAAGGGCAGCAGGCAUAAUGAUGCACACUGGGUCAGUUGUGACUUUACAGGUUGCCAAGCAGGGAGCAACAUGCCAUGGUCUGGCUGCCUUGCUAGAUGAACCACCUUCAGUAUCAACUACAGCUUUGGAUGGUAGUGGCCCCACCACCAGCAGCCAUGCUAAGCCGAACGGCAAGGCCCUGAUCGUGUAUGACAGCAUGGAGCAGAGCUCUGGGCCCUCAGGACUAUGGGGUAAUAACUCCCAUGGAGGGAACAGGAGACAGAGAGAACAGACCCUGCUGAAGAACAGACAGCUAUACCGCUCCAACCCUAACAUGAUCAGCCCAGAAGGAGAACCAGUUGAUCCAGCCAUCCCAACAGACAGUAAAAUCACUGCAGUCUCCACCAGCAACCUUCUGUGCUCUGAUAUGUACCAAAGGGAAUACCUGACUCUACCAGCCCCUAGGUCUCAGGACAAGAAGACAGUAGCCUUUGAACUCCCACCUCAGGAGCCCAAAGUCUCGUUUAAUCUAGAUGGACAGAUCUCCAACAAGAGGACCUUGAUGAAGAUCCAACAACAACAAGCCUUGAGGAGGGUGCAAACAGUGACGUCCCAACUGUUCCCAACCCAGUCAAAAGACACAUCCCUCCAGAGACCUCCAGCUAAACCACAACCAGGGACCACCACAGGACAUCAGGACCAAUACUUCAGCAUGAAUAAAGAGCCACCAUCAGAAGGCAACAAAAGUCUGUCUCCAGACCCAUGGAAGAGGGAUGCAUGGGAGAAGCAGCAGAAGCAGCAGAGACUACAGGUGGUCGACCUGUUGGAACAGGAGAUCCAGGAUCUGCAGGCUAAAGCCCAGCUCACACCAGAGGAGACCAACAGGCUUCGUAGGCUCAACCUGGAGUGGCAAUUUCAACAGAGACUGCAGGAGUUCCAACAGAAUGGAAAUUAUGAUGAUGAUGAGGAUGAUGACGAAGAAGAAGAUAGAGACACGUCAACAGGAGAACAUUUUCAAGAGUCGAAUGAACUCAACGUAAACUUUGAUGAGAAGUGCUCGAAGGAAGGCCAGGAAGAGAACAACUUCAAAGGUGACGCAACACCUGAGAAUCUCACAUUUAAGGAGCGCCAACGUCUCUUCUCCCUCGGAUCAAACACCUCCAUCAAAGUCAAAGCCUUGUAAGAUGAGGAUCCUGAGAAGAUGGCCUCAACAUUCGGUCAAGGCUCAUCGAUCAAGGCUCAACCUUUUUAUAAGCUACAGUAGAAACCAAUCAGAAGAUAUUAGAAUUAAUAUUAUAAUCUAUAUUCUGUGGAAAAAUGUGGACUGUCUUUGUGAUUUCUCGGCAUAUUUACUUCUCUUUUCUCCUAAUUGAUCUUUACAUUUAGACUGUCGAAGCCUCAGCCUUUACCACGAGUAUGUCCUCCCAAAUUGAGGUGCCACCAACCUCCUAUGCCUCCUUUACAACUCAGGACAUCCUACUUGUAUGAAUAGUUCACUAUGUUUAGGGGUGACUCCACAAUAGUCCACGUGUACAGUAAUCUGAGCCCUUCUGAUCUCAUCGGUGCCUGAGAUUUUCCUGGUCUUUGCCAGCAUGGUUCCUGUCCUGCCAUGGCCAUGAAUACAGUAGACAGCUACCCCCUACAGCAGAGAGAAGUACAUAUGGUUGAGUACAUAAGUAAACAUACAGAAGGCUAUGCGUUUAUACACAUCAUUGUUUGAGAAUAAUUAGCCUGUGUUCACUGUCCAGACCUGUCACAUUGAAAUCAGUGGUUAAUGUUCAUUUAGCUUCAUGUGUCAGAAAUAAGAACCUCUUUGAUGUAUUGACUGAAUAAUGGGUUACUGAAUACUUUUUAACUGAAUCCUUAUAUAGCCUUUUGCAUUUAUUCCUCCACAAUGGACGUAAACCUCAGAAUCUUCUCUGGAGUUGGUGAGGUUUAGGAGCUUUUCUCACACAAGCACACCAGGUGUCGUAUGCAAUUGUCCAGUAGGUACAGGUAAUAGGAAGUCAUUUGAGGGAGUGCCAAUCUGGCCAAUUUGAUAGGUUCGACCCAGGAAAAAUUGGGGGGUGGACUACAGUCAAUCUGAAAAUAGUGUGAAAUGUAGAUGUUGUUAUAUAUUCACAGCUACAGUGCCUUCAGAAAGUUUUCACACCCCUUGACUUUUUACAAAUGUUGUUGUGUUAGAGCCUGAAUUUAAAAUGGAUUAAAUUGGGAUUUUGUGUCACUGGCCUACCAGAAUACCCUAUAAUGUCAAAGGAAUUAAUUUAUUCGAAAUGUUCACAAAAUCAUUCAAAGUGAAACGUGGAAAUGUCUUAAGUCAAUAAGUAUUCAACCCCUUUGUUAUGGCAAUCCUAAAUAAGUUCAGGAGUAAACAUCUGCUUACCAAGUAACAUAAGUCACUCUGUGUGCAAUAAUUGUCACGGCUGAUUUGUAGCAGGGAUCGGAUCAAAAUGCAGCUGGUAAGUGUCCAUAGUUGUUUUUAAUGAAAUAAACCGAAACACAACAAAACAAUAAACAAACCGUG
Molecule: messenger RNA, 4756 nt
Organism: Oncorhynchus kisutch (coho salmon)
Lineage: Eukaryota; Metazoa; Chordata; Actinopteri; Salmoniformes; Salmonidae
Product: afadin-like
Exons: 25
Coding region: 68-3415 (1115 amino acids)
Biological process (GO): regulation of protein localization; signal transduction
Cellular component (GO): adherens junction
Molecular function (GO): cell adhesion molecule binding
Source: RefSeq, a predicted model, not a curated record